AUGAACGGGUUUUUAUUGGUUUCCUUGGGUUUCUUGCUGAUCGAAUCGACCCAAAGUGCCAAGGAAGGAGAGCACAAGUGUGAAGACAAGGUCCACAAUUUGAUCAAAGCAAGAUCCGACUUUAAAAGUAAGUCCUCGAUUGAUUAAACAGUUUAUUUUGGGUGUCAAUAGUACUUUAUAUUAUCAGGGGUCUUCCCCAUUAAGAUGUCAGAUCAUAUGAAAUAUGAUCGUCUUUUGAAUGCAGACGUGAGAAUGUUACACUUUUACAAAGAUUGGAGUGUAAGAAUUGGAAGGGAUGCUCCGUUUUUACAAGAACUUUAGAGUUACGACAGUUUAUCUAGAAAUUAAUUUUUUGUACCCACUGGUAAUAUAAAAAAAAGGACUAAUUGAAUCUAAAAUAUUACAAUUUAGAGCCAAAACCAGCCUUUAUCAAAUCGUUCAGUGGGACUAUCUACAACCAUGACCUCACUCCGUCGUGUGCUUACGGUAAACCUACAGUACCUAUGCCCGGAUGGGUAACAUUAUUGGAAGGAGAGAUGCAUCUCCCCAGGAAAUAUGAGCUUUUGAAGACCGGGAUCAUGCGGAUAACAGUCAGAGGAAAUGGAUUUGACGAUGCGCUCUGUUUGAAUGGGGAAAGUCAAUAUCUGGCAUUACCCAGCAAUUUCUGGUAAGGGAUACUGUAAUGGGAGGAAAUUGGUGGGAGAACGGCGGUUAGAUUUUGUUGGCGUAGAUUUGAGAGAAAAAAUUUCAUUUAUCCGAUUUGCCAGGAUAAAUGGGAAAUUUUUUCCUUAUUAAUUUUACGUAAUGCUAUGCAUAAUAUAAUCAUAUUUAUUUUAUUUUAGCAAGCUCAAACUCUGUGAUUUCAUAGGAGAAGAUAUCUGCAAAGUUUUCGAAGAGCCUGGCGUCCAUACGAUAAAAGAAUUAGAGGAGAAAAUCGGAUUCAAUUCGACAUUAGAGUUGCCCGAACCUCCAAGUUUACUCGGAAUCUCCCUUUUGGAUGUAUUUUCUGUAAGUUCAACCCGAAAUCGACUAUUCAAACGGUGAAACGGAACGUUCAAAAAGUGAAAGAAACGUUAAAGGUUGCUAAUUUUACGUCAUAAAAAAUAGAAAUUCUAAUUUAUAUAAUAGUAUCCUUACUUUAGGGUGAAUUUUCGUUCGGAUUCCAAAUAGAAUCAGAAGGAGAGGUCGUUUUGGAUGUGAGUAUACCCACAAAUAACAAGUGGCUCCAAGUUGGAGUCUCGGAAAGCACCAAAGAAGAAGAAGAUGACUGA
Molecule: messenger RNA, 1271 nt
Organism: Bursaphelenchus xylophilus (pine wood nematode)
Lineage: Eukaryota; Metazoa; Nematoda; Chromadorea; Rhabditida; Aphelenchoididae
Source: the annotation of a GenBank genome assembly